GCGCUGCCGCUUCUGCGGGUUCCCGGUGAGGGUGACGGGAGCGAGCAGCGGCGGCGGCAGAGCGCGCCGCCCCGGGAGCGAACAUGGUGUCCCUGUGGCUGACCUGCGUCUUCAUCGCUCAGACUUCGGCGAUGUUGUCUCACGUGCAGAAGUACGAGGUGGUCCGACCUCGGCGGCUUCAGGGGCGUCCGAGGAGGAGCCUGCAGGACCCUCAGGUGGACCCACCUGCCCGUCAGAUUCAUCCCGAUGAGCUUCAGUACCAGCUGAGCAUCGAGGGGAGGAGCCUCACCCUCCACCUGCAGAAGAACAGGAAACUGAUUGGGAGAGGCUACACAGAAACCCACUACACGGGACACGGGACACGCGUGACCACGUCCCCCAAUGAGGAUCAGGAUCACUGCUUCUACCAGGGUCACGUCCGAGGCUCCAAGGACUCCUCCGUCAGCGUGGGGACCUGUGGGGGCCUGAGUGGCUUUGUGAGAACCCGGCAUCAAGUUUACUUGAUCGAGCCUCUGGGACAGACCGAUGAAGGCGAGCAUGCAGUUUACAGACGUGAGCACCUGAAGAUCAGCUCCAACUCCACAGCGCUGUACAACCGGGACCAGGACCAGGACCAGGACCAGGACCGGGACCAGGACCAGGACCGGGACCGGGAACAGGACCGGGACCAGGACCAGGACCGGGACCAGGACCAGGAACAGGACCGGGACCAGGACCAGGACCAGGACUGGGACCAGGGCCCUCGGCUCGCUGGCCUCUUCAGGUCCAGAUCGUGGAAGACCAAAAUCAUCGCAGGGCCGGAGAAGUUCGUGGAGCUGUUCGUGGUGGUGGACAACACCGAGUGUCAGCGGUACGGGAGCCAGACGAAGUCCCGAGUCCUCGGGGUCAUAAACCACGUGGACAAGCUGUACCGGCCCCUGAACAUCCGCGUGGUCCUGGUGGGCCUCGAGCUCUGGACCGACAGAGACCACAUCGACGUGGCCGUGAACUCCGACGCCACGCUGGAGAACUUCCUGCUGUGGCGGCAGGCCGACCUCCUGCCGAGGAGUAACCACGACAACGCCCAGUUCGUGACCGGCAAAGACUUUGAGGGAGACACGGUCGGGCUCGCCAACAAGUUCGCCAUGUGCACCGGGAACUCGGGCGGAGUCAACCAGGAUCACCAUGACAACCCGGUUGGCCUCGCCUCCACCGUCGCCCACGAGAUGGGACACAACUUCGGGCUGUCUCACGACGCCGCCGGCUGCCUGUGCGGCCACAGCGACAACUGCGUGAUGGCGGAGAAGCUCAGGACGGGGAACCAGGCGUUCCCCAAGUUCUUCAGCGGCUGCAGCGUGGAGCAGCUCGCCGAGUUCAUGGAGCGCGCUCGGCCCGACUGCCUGGCCGACCCCGGCGGCGCCCGCAGCGUGGCGGUCGGCCCGAGCUGCGGGAACGCCCUGCUGGACGCCGGGGAGGAGUGCGACUGCGGCGCCGCAGAGGAAUGUCAGAACAGUUGCUGCGACGCCGCCACGUGUCGCCUGACCGAAGGAUCGCAGUGCGCUCACGGACGAUGCUGCGAAGACUGCCAGCUCAGACUGCCAGGCAGCGUGUGCCGAGAGGCCGCCGGCGACUGCGACCUGCCUGAGUACUGCAGCGGGGCGUCGGGGGCGUGUCCGGAGGACGUGUUCCACAUGAACGGCAAGACCUGCAGCGAGGCCCGGGGCUACUGCCACGACGGGGACUGCCCCACCCACCAGCAGCACUGCUGGAGGCUGUUUGGACCAGGGGCCAGAGUUGGACCGGCUGUGUGUUUCGGGCUGAACGCUCGGGGCGAAGAAGGAGCCAAUUGUGGGAGGAGCCAGCUCGGCUACGCCGCCUGCGCUCCAGCGAACGUGAUGUGUGGCUCAAUGUUCUGUGGCGGGGGGGGCGAGUCCAUCACGGGGAAGAGGGCGGCGUACACCGUGCACAGCACCCAGUGUAAGCUGGCUGUGGACGACGACAAGACCCGCAGCAUGGACAUGGUGCCCAGUGGGACCCGAUGUGGCCCCGAGAAGGUCUGCCUCGGCCACCGCUGCGUGGACACGUCGGUUUAUGGGAACAAAGAGGAUUGUGCAAAGAAAUGCAACAACAACGGGGUGUGCGACCACAAGAAAGCGUGUCACUGUAACCCGGGCUGGGCUCCACCGCUCUGCGACAUCCAGUACGCCGAUUUAAAUCCAGGUCAGAACGCCGUCGUCGCCGGCGUGUGCGCCGCCGUCGCCGUCCUCCUGCUGGUUGCCGCGGUGACCGCGGGGCUGCUGUGCUGCAAGAGGGACAACAUGGACGCCUACACCUCCAAAAGGAAGGUGCACUCGGCUCCGGCCCGACUCAACGCCAUGUUCCAGAACCAGGGCGGCAAAGACAGACCUCAGAUCAGCCCGCCCACCUUCAUGGAGUCCACGGCCACGCAGGCCUGCGCCCCGCUGAUGGCACCCCCUCCAGAGAAUCCCUCCUCCUCCUCCUCCUCGCCGCCGUCCUCCCAAACGGAGCCGCAGACGAAACCUCGCCCUCCGUCCAAACCUCUUCCUGCUCUGAGCAGAGCUCAGUGGAAGGAGGCCACGCCCCCUCCCUGCCCUCCAGCCAGGCCCCGCCCCCCUGACAAGCCACGCCCCCCUCCCCUCAAGGCCAAGCCCCACGUGAAUGUGGUUCCGAACAUGGACGAGGGGCAUGGAACGCGUGACACCAGGAGCUUCCUUUAGACUUCUCGUUUUAUAUUUAUUUACCUGAAGAACAUCUUCACACAUUUAUAAUAUUUAAUAUCGAGUGGUCGGAUCAAAAUGUCUCACCUGUAAUUAUUAUUAUUGACUUGAAGCAAAUAACCACAAGUGCACUUUAAAUUAUUGAUGUUGUAUUUCAGCCGAGGCUCAGAACAAUCCGACCUCUGAAGGUCAUGAAGCGUAACGAGCGCCAGCCUGUCUUCUCUGAUUGGUCCUCAAGUUGUUGUUGUUUACUGUCUCCACCGGGACCUCGGUGGUUGAAUCGGCAGCAAAGUUUAACUUUGGAUGAUAACAAUCUUCAUUUUUUUUACUGAUUGAAUGUAAACAAACAUGUAUUAAUAAAGUUUGUCUCGUUGGUGGAUUCAACAUUUCA
This is a messenger RNA of Pseudoliparis swirei, 3108 nucleotides long. Its product is annotated as zinc metalloproteinase-disintegrin-like MTP4. The record is from RefSeq and is a predicted model, not a curated record. Bases 84 to 2717 code for a protein of 877 amino acids. Lineage: Eukaryota; Metazoa; Chordata; Actinopteri; Perciformes; Liparidae. Gene Ontology annotation, molecular function: metalloendopeptidase activity; cell adhesion molecule binding. Gene Ontology annotation, biological process: positive regulation of cellular extravasation; proteolysis; positive regulation of membrane protein ectodomain proteolysis. The transcript is spliced from 22 exons.